This is a messenger RNA of Serendipita indica DSM 11827, 2301 nucleotides long. The record is from the annotation of a GenBank genome assembly. NCBI's taxonomy places the organism in Eukaryota, Fungi, Basidiomycota, Agaricomycetes, Sebacinales, Serendipitaceae.
AUGAGACAAGACAACCUGACAGUGUCCCGUAUUCACAUUCUUUUGCGUCCCUUUGAAACGAAGUUGGUUGUACUCGCGCGUCUACUCGAAAAGCGCGUCGCGUCCGAUGUUUACGCGCCUUCAACGCGUCCACAGGGCGUCACAUAUGCAAAACGACAUCGUAUUCGCUUUCUUACAGGUCUAUCCUCCCGUCAAGCAACCCGUGCAUACGCUCUCGAGCAACAACAGGGCAUCGCAAAGCGCUACAACGUUCAUCAACAGGUCAUUGGAGUAGAGGACGCGUUUAGACAUCUUGUACGCUCUGUCGUCAUCCCGGAGGAUCAAAGAGUCCCCACUCUCAGAGGCCUCAUUGCCAAAAUGGUCGGACGGCAGGCCGCUCAUGAGACGCUCAGGGAUAAAGACGAACUAGAGGAGGAAGGAAUUGACGACUGUAUUGGUCACUGGUAUGGAGAUCUUACGGUCGAUACCAGGAGAGACGCACUCGUCGCGCACGCUCUCCAACUUGUGGAACUUAGGCUUCCUGUCUUUAUCCCCGAGCUCUGGUCUGGCCUGCUCACAAUUGCACUCGAGGCAAAGCUACAUGUAGAAGCCUCAAUUCUACUCGAAUACAUCCUCCUCUCCUUUUUCACUCCACACUCGGAUUCGGCAGAAUGUCCUGCAACGUACAUGGGCCGGCAAUUGACCGACCUCUACGUGGAAUACACUACGCACUUAUGCUCAGCAGACUUUUUCGCUGUACUUUUGCCGAUACUCGAACGUUCCCCUCCUCAUAUCUGGACACUACGCGCGGUCAAUCACUUGGUACGUCACAUUGACGCCGCUAUUGCCCCAACUUGCAUCUUCCUCCAUGCACUCGCUCGCAAUACCCUCUUUCAUCUCACGUCGCCCCUAUCCUCUCUCGACCAAACUGCAAAAGAAAUGCUGUUAGAGGGGCUUUACUCGCGGACGCUUGCUUUAUUGGAGAUGCUGGUUUCAAACGAGAUGAUCGAUCAGGAGGGCGAGAUCUCAAGCAAAGAGACGAUCAACAUGCUCGAUUAUCUUGGAUAUCUCGUCCAUACGCUAUGGACACACAGUGUUCGCGUAUCCUCACCGUUUUAUGCGGAUUACUUUAGGCUCAUCGUUGCGUUUGAUGCAUGGCUCUUUGCACAUUCGCAAUCUAUCGCACGCAACUUGCGUGUGAUCGAACACUUGUUUGCGCUCUGUGGCCUUUACACCCCUGCGGCCCUGGAUCGGGUGUACAAUUCCUGCGAAAACGCGACUUUACACGCUGUAAAGAUGUCGUUGGAGGUUGGUGUGCAACGUGCUGAGCGCUACUUGGCAAGAGCCAAAAGGAAACGAAAGCGAGAACAGACGGAUGUUGAGCCUGACGAGGUUGAUGGCCACAUUGUCUCAAAGCGAGCACGAGUUGUGCAAACGGAGACGGAACUAACGGAAGAUGGACCACCCACGGGCGAUGUGAGUACAAACGAGAGCCAAGAGAGGGAGAGUGUUGGGAGCGAGGAAGAAUGGAACGCCAGUCUAGAUGCGGUCGAGGAAUCUGCUGGCGAGUCAUAUCGCGAUAAAGGGAGCAGCUCUUCAUCCGAAACUUCUGAGGACGACGAGGACGAUGAUAGACGAACAGAAAGGGCAGUGCGCCCAAUUCCUCCUCGGAUGCGGAAUCGUCGGCUUCUCGAGAAAGCUCUCCAAAACGAUCAAGAGGGGCGAAAGGGGCCACACGGGGAAAAUCGAGCACCAGAGGCAGAGGCCGGCCUCCAAAGGCAAGAGGAUCCAGACUACCCCCGAAAGCAAGGGGACCAGGACGGCCUCCAAAAACAACAAACCCCGGCUCAACUGCACGACGGGGGCCAGGGAGACCCCCGGAGCCGUAAAACGCGCAAACAAAGCAGCUCGGAGAGCUCUACGUUUUCACUUGACCAAGCCUCGAGUGAAUUAGCGGAGGACGAGACGUCGCCUGGUUCUGAAGAGGAGGCUACAUUGACGCAUUAUUCUCAUUCAGAGGGUGAAGAACGGUCAAUGGAUGCUGCUUUGAGCACUACAGCAGAGAGGGAGGUCGAGGAUGUGACGUAUUCCACUGGCCUACGGUUUGGCAACGAUGCGAGCUCUGUUGACAACGUGAAUUCGGAUGUGGAGACGAGUCUGCAAACCGACAAUCUCAGUUCGGAAGUGGGUGACGAGGCUGAUUCGAGUAUACUUCGCAUCUCGUCGUUUUCGCGAUACAAGACACCCGUUUUGCACAGUGUCCUCACGGCGAAGCUUGGAGCACCCCAAACAAUCUCUUCCGGGGACGAACUAGGAGAAUAG